CGUCCCACGCCUCUGCCCUCUUUUUUUUCUGUGAGCUUUUGUCCGUAACUUCACUGGGCGCUGUUUUGGGGUGUUUAUCUAUUUUCUGUCCUCCUUGUCCUUUUCUGUGCUGCUUCCUUUCACCCUGUUGUAUCCCAGCAAUCUCCAUAGCCCUAGUGACACUCAGGUCUAGGAGCUUUUUGAUUGUACUUAGAGACAUUCCCUAGUGCCCCCAUUGCCAUCGUGGCUGGGGAAUGUUUGCCACAGUUCGUCUUUGUCAACUUCUCUACGAUUCUCUUGCUCUCAAGGACCGUGCGCCAGGCUUCCUCUUGUUGCCACCUACUGUUGUGGCCUUACCAGAGGAGGUGCCCCCUGUAACCUUCUGUUUGUGUAUUGUCUCUAUCCAGAUGACUAGUCCUGCGGUUUGUGUUGUUUCAAACAACCAACUCAGUUGUUUCCCAGUAAUUUUGCCACUGCAAGCUGUGUCCUGAUUGGGGAUCCUUUCCCCAUCCUUCUUGUUUCCUCCUGAAGUUCUAUUCCAGCACUUUCAUUAUCCCUGUGACCUUUCUCCUUCCAGUUUUCUUCUUCCCAGUAACCAUUUUCUUCAUGUUUUUUGCCCUUCUGAUCUUCCUUUCCUGUUAUUAAAACUUUCCUUGUGAUCUGACCUAAUACUCUUUUCUUUGCACAUACUCCUUUCCUUUGUAGAUUCAUAUGCUCUCUCCCCUACUUUGUAUUUAAAUCCUCUAGCUAUGCUUUUGAGGGGAAAGGAAUUUUACCCUAGGUUAUCUGAAUACUUGUGUUCUGGUUUCAGCUGGCAUAGAGUUAAACACUGAAAGGGCAGAGAUGACUUACUUGUUUUAUCUUAUUUUGGUUUGAUUUUUUUAUUGACUUCCUCAGCAACCUUUCCCUUGGUAUGUGUGUUCAUAUAUAAUCAUAUACCUUAGCCUUAAUACAGGCAUAUGCCCUGAUGCUACUCAGGGAGAAAAAAACUCUGUAUUGAAAAAACUUUUGGCUAGGCUGGGAGGAAUGGUCCACAGGGGCCAGAAAUAUACCUAGUGGCUACAUAGCUUGAAUUAGGCCAAAUAAUGUUUGUGAUACCAUAUUGUGAAUUGGUACUUAGUUCAUAUGGAGUGUAUUUGGGAUGUCUUCUCUUUUGGCAAGUAGUAGAAUACUAUGCAGAUACCACAAUGCAUAGUUUUUACUCGCAGUGAACUGCUGUAAUCUUGUGUGUUGAUAAUUAGGUGUUCGUGUGGCAUCAGCAUUUUGUGUUUCUGAUGAUGACUUGACUAGAAAGAAGUCUUUUCUGUCUGCUUUGUAACUUCUUGUUUUCAGUAUUUGUUGUCCAACUUCUUAUUUUGUGUUGUCUUGCUUUGGUUCUUCAGGUUGGUUACAUUUCACCUCAUGACCACAUAUUUGAAGUGCAGUUUAAACACUGGACACACUUGCCCUGUGGAGGCAUGGUGAAUACAUUUGAUCUCAGGAGUAAUCUGUACACCUAACUCUAGAAUCCCAGUACAGUGCCUUGCAUUAACAGCGUCUCUGGAGGAAACUUUCCGUUGCUUAUCCAGGGAUCAUGUAGAAGACAGUCUUACUUUAGGCACCUAAAUUAGGCGUGUGCGUUCUCCUCCUUGGCUGACAAAAUUGUGGUGGUUUAACAAAAUGAUUUUUCUUCCUUACUCCUUUGUACACUAGUUUGAACUGGCCUUAAAACUUAGGUCUGUUACUCAAACCGUUGGCAUGAGAAAAUUGCAUUGCUUUAAUUUAAAUAACCUAAUUUAAUUUAAGUUAAAUGGAUGCACACCCUUAUUUCGAUACUGCUUUGGAGGUUCCUCUUUUUUGAUUUAGCUUAUUUGUAGUCUUGGUGCAAGUUCUUGGAUUCUAGGUGUGUUAUUAUGAAAACAAUACUGAGUCCUUAGAGAAAGUUCUCAGAUAUCCAGCUUAAAAAGUGUUAUCCUACAACUUGCAUGCUAAGAUUUCAGAGUACUGCUUUUCAUAUGUUGUGUUUAUUAGGUAGUGCCUAAUUUUGUGUAGUUACAAGUAUUUCAGUAGAGCCUAACUUAAUGAUGAGUCAUAUCCCAGGUGCCAGUGGUUGCAUGAAUUGGGAAUACCUGGAAUCUUCUUUCUUGCCACGGAAGUUUGAUUUUUUUUUUUAAAAUAAACUAAUCACAAGCCCCACAAAAUUCUAGUGAAUGAAACAGCCUUUAAGGGUAUUCCACUUGCACUUACACCACUCUCAACAUCAAAUAUUUGUAUUAUGAACAUGAAGUGAGGGAUUUCCUGGUAAGAGGUCGGUGUGUUACCAUCUCUGCUGUUGUGCUUCCCAUGCUGUUUCUGUGCAUCAGAAAUAAAACAGGGCAGAUGUCCCACUUGGAUAGCAGCCUGCAGGUUGAUACAGUCUUCCUGCUGCACAGACCUGGAAGAAAGAAUGGAAAACUUGGCCUUGGAAGUUCUGCAUGCUUUAGGAAUGAAUGAUCUCAUUUUAAACAGAAUACUUGGGUGCUAGCAUGUUUUUUCGGUAAGAGUACUCUUGCACAAUCGAGCUCUUGCACUAAUAGAAAUAUUUAGUUUACUGUAUUUUUCAACCUUAUCUCCAUGUAAAGAAGCAGUUGUUGGAACCAGCAUUUUGAGGUCUGGUUGCAGAUUAUAAUCUAUACAGCAUGCAAACUUAAAACUAUGAUUUUUUUUGUUGUUUGUUAUGGAGACCACUGAGUUUCCCUUGCUUGAUAAAGGAGAAUGUUCAGUAAGAAAGUAUAAUGACUGGAAAAUUAUAGAGACAUGUUGAGCUCGUCUACAUGAGUAACUUACUGUUUCAUUGUAAGAGUUGCAGUUUUUCAGUAGAACCACUACUAGAACAAGAACAGAUUGACUGUUCAUGUUUCUAUAGCACUGCAGUCCAGAUCUGUGACAGACAUGACUAAAUAACUUGGUAAAAAAAUUGCUCUGUGCUGAUGUGCCGUGCUAUAGUGCUGUAGCUUGUAGCCUUUAAUGUAACCACAGAUUUAAACGCUCAUUGCAUUAUCCCAGCUCUAGAAAGAGUACUGCUUUAGAUGAUCUGUGUCUCAGUGGGUACUUCUCUGUCAGUUUUCUCUUCACCCACAGAACCUCUGAUUGAACAAGAGAGAACCUCUUCCUGUUGCUGCCUUACCUCUUCUUAUAAAUGAUGCAAGUAAAAAUCAAAUGUUAUCUUCCUGGGAAACAUUUUUUGUGCGUAAAGAAUAUCUUGCUGAGUUGCUGCAACUGAGUUUGGAAUGUUACUUGACUUGUGAUUCUGAUGGAGGAAUAACGAGAGCUCAGGCUGUUGCACUGGAAGAUUUUACAGGAAAUACAAAAUGUCAUCGAAUAGGAGUCAGAACCCACAUGGACUUAAACAGAUUGGUCUCGACCAGAUAUGGGAUGACCUAAGAGCUGGAAUUCAACAGGUUUACACCCGACAAAGUAUGGCAAAAUCCAGAUACAUGGAACUCUACACUCAUGUUUAUAACUACUGUACCAGUGUACACCAGUCUAAUCAAGCACGGGGAGCUGGAGUACCUCCUUCUAAAUCAAAAAAGGGCCAGACACCUGGAGGUGCUCAGUUUGUUGGCUUGGAAUUGUACAAACGGCUAAAAGAAUUCCUGAAGAACUACUUGACAAAUCUCCUUAAGGAUGGUGAAGAUUUGAUGGAUGAGAGUGUGCUGAAAUUCUACACUCAACAGUGGGAAGAUUAUAGGUUUUCAAGCAAAGUAUUGAAUGGGAUAUGUGCCUACCUCAAUCGACAUUGGGUUCGUCGUGAGUGUGAUGAAGGUCGUAAAGGAAUAUAUGAAAUUUAUUCACUUGCCUUGGUGACCUGGAGAGACUGCUUAUUCAGACCAUUAAAUAAGCAGGUAACAAAUGCAGUGUUGAAAUUGAUUGAAAAGGAAAGAAAUGGUGAAACUAUCAAUACAAGGCUGAUCAGUGGAGUUGUACAAUCCUAUGUGGAGCUGGGGCUGAAUGAAGAUGAUGCAUUUGCAAAAGGACCGACACUAACUGUCUAUAAAGAAUCUUUUGAAUCUCAGUUUCUUGCUGACACAGAGCGAUUUUAUACACGAGAAAGUACUGAAUUCUUGCAACAGAACCCAGUCACAGAGUACAUGAAGAAGGCUGAAGCUCGCCUUCUUGAGGAGCAGCGUAGAGUUCAGGUGUAUCUCCAUGAGAGUACACAAGAUGAGUUAGCACGAAAGUGUGAGCAAGUACUUAUUGAAAAACACCUGGAGAUAUUUCAUACAGAGUUUCAGAAUUUGUUGGAUGCUGACAAAAAUGAAGACUUGGGUCGCAUGUAUAACCUUGUAUCUCGAAUCCAGGAUGGCCUUGGAGAGCUGAAAAAACUUUUGGAAACCCACAUUCAUAAUCAGGGUCUAGCUGCAAUUGAGAAAUGUGGAGAAGCUGCACUAAAUGAUCCAAAAAUGUAUGUUCAGACAGUGUUGGAUGUCCAUAAGAAAUACAAUGCUUUAGUCAUGUCUGCAUUCAACAAUGAUGCUGGCUUCGUGGCAGCACUAGACAAAGCUUGUGGUCGAUUUAUAAAUAAUAAUGCAGUGACCAAAAUGGCUCAAUCAUCCAGUAAAUCCCCAGAGCUACUGGCACGAUACUGUGACUCUUUACUAAAGAAAAGCUCAAAGAAUCCAGAAGAAGCAGAAUUGGAAGAUACACUCAAUCAAGUGAUGGUUGUCUUCAAGUACAUUGAGGAUAAAGAUGUGUUUCAAAAAUUCUAUGCUAAAAUGCUGGCAAAGAGACUUGUGCAUCAAAACAGUGCUAGUGAUGAUGCUGAGGCAAGCAUGAUUUCCAAAUUAAAACAAGCUUGUGGUUUUGAGUAUACCUCCAAGCUGCAGCGGAUGUUCCAAGAUAUUGGUGUAAGCAAGGAUUUGAAUGAGCAAUUUAAAAAGCACCUGACCAAUUCAGAACCAUUAGAUUUGGAUUUCAGCAUCCAAGUGCUGAGUUCUGGAUCAUGGCCGUUUCAGCAGUCCUGCACGUUUGCUCUGCCGUCUGAGUUAGAACGGAGCUAUCAGAGAUUUACUGCAUUUUAUGCCAGUCGUCACAGUGGAAGAAAAUUAACAUGGUUGUAUCAGCUGUCCAAAGGGGAAUUGGUUACCAACUGUUUCAAAAACAGAUAUACAUUACAGGCAUCCACAUUCCAGAUGGCGAUUUUACUGCAGUACAACACAGAAGAUGCCUACACUGUGCAGCAGCUGACAGACAGUACUCAAAUAAAAAUGGAUAUCUUGGCACAAGUUCUACAGAUACUGUUGAAAUCAAAACUGCUUGUUUUGGAAGAUGAAAAUGCAAAUGUUGAUGAAGUGGAGUUAAAACCAGAUACUUUAAUAAAACUGUAUCUUGGUUACAAAAACAAAAAAUUAAGGGUAAACAUCAAUGUGCCAAUGAAGACUGAACAAAAGCAAGAGCAAGAAACUACACACAAAAAUAUAGAGGAAGAUAGGAAACUACUGAUUCAGGCUGCUAUUGUGAGAAUCAUGAAAAUGAGGAAGGUUCUAAAACACCAGCAACUGCUUGGAGAAGUGCUAACACAGUUGUCUUCAAGGUUCAAGCCACGGGUUCCUGUAAUUAAGAAAUGCAUUGACAUCCUUAUUGAGAAGGAGUACUUGGAACGUGUAGAUGGUGAGAAGGACACCUACAGUUACUUGGCUUAGCAUUUUUAUUAGCAAUUAUCUGACUGUGUGAACACUCGGCAAGUAGGUAUGUGAUGGAAAGAACGAAAGUGACAGAACUUCAUAGCAGCCACCCUGCUGCCAUUUGGACCUCCCUUUUUAAUGUCUGAGACCAGGACUCCAUCAGCCAGUCUCAGAUUUACAUCAGAACUGCUCAGGAUUGAUACAUUUCAAGUAUGUAAAUAUGGACACCAAUGCCAUUUAACCUAAUUUAAGAACAGAAAGGAAUCAGACCCUUCUAAUUUAAGGGUUGCAUGCUACUGCAUUUAAAUCAAUACAUUGGCUAUAUGAUAAACAGCUGCCAUCACAGGCAGCACUUACACAUGUUGGCAGCACUUGGAGAGCGAGUCUGAAUGGACCCAUGUGUAAUCUGCUAUGAAAAACCAUUUGUAUAGUGUGUUUCAUUUUUUAAUGUGUGAUAAAUAAUAAAAAAAAAUUAAAAGA
This is a messenger RNA of Catharus ustulatus (Swainson's thrush), 6101 nucleotides long. RefSeq names its product cullin 1 (gene CUL1). Lineage: Eukaryota; Metazoa; Chordata; Aves; Passeriformes; Turdidae. The record is from RefSeq and is a predicted model, not a curated record. Gene Ontology annotation, molecular function: ubiquitin protein ligase binding. The coding region runs from base 3309 to 5639 and encodes 776 amino acids. The transcript is spliced from 22 exons. Gene Ontology annotation, cellular component: SCF ubiquitin ligase complex. Gene Ontology annotation, biological process: SCF-dependent proteasomal ubiquitin-dependent protein catabolic process; protein ubiquitination.